Chanos chanos (milkfish) is the source of this 741-nucleotide messenger RNA. Its product is annotated as microfibril-associated glycoprotein 4-like. The record is from RefSeq and is a predicted model, not a curated record. The annotation marks the transcript as partial. Gene Ontology annotation, biological process: elastic fiber assembly. The transcript has 4 exons. NCBI's taxonomy places the organism in Eukaryota, Metazoa, Chordata, Actinopteri, Gonorynchiformes, Chanidae.
UUCCAGGUUGGCUUUGUAUUUGCUCUACUGCUCCCCCUGCUGGCUGAGUCUGUGCCUGUCGCUCUAAAUUUGUAUCCAUUGGAUUGUGCAGAGCUCUACGAAAAUGGUCACACUCUCAAUGGAGUUUACACCAUUUACCCUGCUGGACCUAACUCACCUGUGCAUGUUUACUGUGACAUGGGCUGUGAGGGAGUCCACGGAGAAGAGGGACAAUGGACAGUGAUUCAGAGGAGAAUGGAUGGAACAGUGAAUUUCUACAGGCCCUGGGAUCAAUAUAGGAAAGGCUUUGGUGACAGUGAAGGAGAAUAUUGGCUGGGGCUAGAAAACAUCUACCAGCUGACUCGGAGAAGGAAGUAUGAGCUGAGAGUGGACAUGGAGGAUUUUGAGGGAGGGAUGGUUCAUGCCCAGUAUUCCUCUUUCUCCAUAGACUCUGAGACAGAGGGCUACAGACUGCAUGUUAGUGGAUACACUGAUGGAGGUGCAGGUGACUCUCUGACAACUCACAAUGGACAGAAGUUCUCCACUUUUGACAGAGACCAGGACACACAAGGUGCACUGAAUUGUGCCAGAAAAUAUCUUGGAGCAUUCUGGUACGCUACUUGUCAUAACGUCAAUCCAAAUGGCGUCUACCUGUGGGGGAGUGAUGGCACUCAUUAUGCAAUUGGUGUUGAAUGGAAAACCUGGAAAGGUUAUAACUACUCUCUGAAAAAAAUAAGCAUGAAAAUCAGGCCAGUGCCAUAA